AUGGCGUCCAUUGUCAGACAAUUCUGCAAAGAACUUCAGCCGGAUGACGAUGCUCCCUUCUACAUCGUCAAUCUGUCUCACUAUGCUCGUCAGUACCUUCAAUGGAUGCACUUUCUGGGUCGUAUUCGUCCCUUCUACGCUGUCAAGUGCAACCCCAGCGGCUUCAUCGUUCGAGUCAUUGCCGAAUUUGGUGGCGGCUUCGAUUGUGCUUCGGCCGAAGAACUUGAUCUCGUGCGCAAAACAUGUGGUGCUGAUUUUGAUUGUGCAACGCGUGUUAUCUUUGCCCAUCCAUGCAAGCCAGUAUCACAUAUUCGACAUUUUCGCGAGGCGGGCGUGCAAAUGACAGUAGUGGAUAAUGAGGAUGAGCUCAAGAAGUUGAAGCAACACUGGCCCGAAGCAAAAGUUCUUCUUCGCCUCAAGCCCGACGACAAGAAUUCACUUAGUCCUUUCUCGACCAAAUUCGGGGCGAAUGAACUCGAAUGUAUUACUUUACUUCGAUUGGCUCGUGAACUAGGUGUUCAACUCGUCGGCUGCUCAUUUCAUGUUGGUAGUCGAUGUCUCGACGCUCAAAUCUACACACAGUCGCUCCGAUUGGCUCGUCGCAUUUUCGAUAUUGCUCGACGAGAUGAAUUUGGAUUCGAAUUCAAGAUAUUGGAUAUCGGUGGUGGCUUUUCGGGUCACAAUUGGGACAAGCCAAGCUUUCCCAAAGUAGCAGAGGUGAUCAACAAAAGACUGGACAAGCUAUUUCCCGAGUCGGAAGGUAUCACCCUGAUGUCAGAGCCCGGUCGUUAUUUUUCGUCUGGAAUAAACGAAUUGUCUUGUCCUGAUGGUAGUUUAAAUAAUGAUUAUGGAUUUUGUUAUGCUGACGAUGAUGGAUUAGAACCUCAAACCAUUAAUAAUCAGAAAGAUUAUAGCUUCGAGUUAAUGAAUGAAUAUGACGAAGAAACAGAACUUGACCAUCCACUUUUUACGGAAACGACUUUAAAACAUGAUGAAGAACCAUUUUAUAUGAAAAAAUUUCAGAAAUAUUAUACACGUUUUCUUUUGGAAUUACGUGAACAACAUUUACUUUCGCAAAACAUCAUCUCCUCAAUUACGUCCAAUAUUUCAGUUUUAUUCAAUAUUGUGCUGAAUAUUAUAAAAAGAACAGGAAAUGAUGCAAAUACAACAGCGACAGCCGUCAUACCAAUAGUAAAAGUAGAAGAAACUAUUAAUCAAACAAUCUGGAUGAUAGAAAAUACAGCCAGCAAUGAAUAUAAAUUCCUUAAAAGUUGUAAAGAAUUUUUUAAAUAUGAAGAACCAUAUGAGUUAGAGUUUGAUAAAUCGGGAAAGUGCGGUUAUAUUAUUCCGAUAAAGGAAUCAAUUCAAAACUUUUUGAAUAAACCACAGGUUAUCGAUUUAUUGAUUAAAAAUACAAAUGAAACAAUAUUAGCAUCAAAAAAUGAUAAAGACUUACUAUUAACAUAUCGUGAUGGGACGGCUGCAGCUGCUAAUCAAUCACUUCAAAAAGAUAGAACUUCAUUCUUAUUGCAGCUGUAUAGUGAUGAAGUUAGCGUUACAAAUCCUAUAGGACCAAAAAAAGAUGAACAAAAAUUAUCAUUAUUUUAUUAUAUCCUCGAUGAUUUACCUCAAAUUAUUCGUUCAUUGUUAAAUUCCAUUGGGUUAAUUGGUAUUUGUUUAUCGAAAUUUUUAACUAAUCCAUCACAUCGUCACAAAUUUUUUGAAACGAUGGUUAAUGAUUUAAACGAAUUACAAACGAAAGGUUUAACAUUAUCCUGCUUUACAGGACGUUUAUAUUUUGCAUUCGAUUUAAUGGCUGCAGAUAACCUCGCGGCAAAUGAUUUUGGAGGUUUUCAGAAAAAUUUUAACAAUGGUUAUUUCUGUUGUAUGUGUUACAUUUCGUACACGUACAAGUCCGUUCCUUUAACAGAUAUUUCUUUUUUAUUUCGAUCUAAAACAUCACAUGAAUAUUAUUUAAAUCAAAUGUUGCAAUCAAAAAAUUCGAUUUUUGGUAUUACUCGUCGAUGUGAUUUUUCAAAUUUAAUUGCAUUUCAUCCGGUAAAAUCGUUACCUUUUGACAUCAUGCACGACUUUUCUGAAGGUGUGUGUAUGAUAAUAGUCAACUCCAUUUUAAAAGAAUUAUCAGCACGUCGGAUUCUAACUUAUACGCAAAUUGAGAGUAGAUUAGAAGGAUUUAAAUAUGGUCAAAAUGAUCAGUCCAAUAAACCACCUACAGUUCGACCAAAACAUCUCACCAAUAAUCACAUUUCUGGUUCAGCUUCACAAAAACUUUUAUUGUUUCAAAUGAUACCGAUAAUCUUCAAUGAUGUUAUUGAUCGUUUAACAGAUUUAUUACCUAUAUAUAUUUGUCUUCUUGAUGAUGGUGAUAAUGAAGGACAACUACUAUUUAUUGAUGAAAAUAUAAAAACUUGUGAUUCUAUUCCAUUUGUUGACGAAGUCGUUAUAGAAAAUGCUGAAGCUUCAUUAUCUAAGUCGAGUAGUACUCAUUCUGAGGACGAAGAACAUGAUGAUCGAUUAAUAGAGAACGAAAUACAACUCCAAGAAGAUUAUGAAUUGCCACAAUUCCCAACUGAUUUAAAAUUAGUCGUUGACCAGAAGAAUUUCACAAAAUUAGCAGCUCAUACUUAUUUUAGACGAGUGUUGUUGAAUUUAGUCUAUGAUGAUAUUGCACAUAAGCAUAGUUUGUUGUAUCCAAAAGCACAAGAUUAUCUGAUUAUAACUAAAGCUGUAUUACGUUCAUUAAAUAUUCCAAUAGAUGAUAAAAAUGCUUUGAAUGAAUAUCGAGAAUCUAUCAAACAGAAAUUCAAAAAUGAACGAAAGCCAUUACAAAAGAUCAAUGCACAAGUUCAACGAAAUAAAAAUAAGUUUGGUAAAGGUCCUGGAAGACCAGUAAAAAAAACUGAUUUAGUUUCAGCUGAAAGAAAGACUGAAAAAAUAAUAUUUAUUGGUCGAUCAGAUGAUGAACAAGAUAUGUUCAAGCUUAAUCAGAUGAUGAAAGAUGAAUUUAAUAAACAAUCACCUGAUAUGGAAGUGGUAACAUAUUAUUGGAGAAAGACAUUUACUUACCGACGGUUAUUUACACGUAAUAAUUCUACUAAAGAUGUUUUAUUGGAAUAUCCUAGUUAUUCAUUACCAUCAUUAGAUCCAACAGAACCAACUCCUUGUAUUAAAAUGUGCGACAAUAAAUAUGAAUUAUAUCUCGAUUAUCAACUGAUUGGACAAACAACGUCUGCUCAACAAGCAGUAUCGUUUUUACUUUGCUUAUAUAAUAUUUUCGAAAUUAAAUUCACUCGUCAUUCUCGUGGCAUUCAUUUGUUAUAUGGAGUUGUUUUUCAAGAUCAAAAUGAACUUAAAAAUAAAUCAAUUGCUCAUCAACAUCAAAUGACAACGACGACAAUGAACAAUAUCAGUGUGAUUCAAAAUACAACUUCAGUUAAAAGAAAUGAAAAUGAUUCAAUGGUAAUUGAAGAAUCUGAGUUUAUUCAAGAUCAACACACAAAUAAUGUUACACGAGAAACAACAUUCACUUCUUCAUUUAACAAUACACAAAGAUUGAAUUUAUUAUUUUCAAAUUCUUCUUCAAUGUUUGUUACGUACUUUGCAUUGCCUUUUACUUUAGCUGCUAAAAAAAAUAUAAACGUAGUAUCAACCACGUCAGAACAUGAGUUUAUAUCAACUGGCAAACAAUGCACGAAUCUUAAUGUUGAUGAAAAUAUUUUUCAAACAAUUCAUACAAAUUGUUUUGAUACUGAACCAACACCCGGAUCACCUCAGCAAUCGAAAAAAAAAAGAAAACCACCAGCAAUUCAUGAAGAAACGACGCGAAUACCACCACGCCGUCAACGCAAGAGAUCCAAAUUAACAUAG
Rotaria sordida is the source of this 3888-nucleotide messenger RNA. NCBI's taxonomy places the organism in Eukaryota, Metazoa, Rotifera, Eurotatoria, Philodinida, Philodinidae. The record is from the annotation of a GenBank genome assembly.